AUUCCCGAGUCGCAACACCAAACACCAUGGCUAAAGCUAUUUUCUUCGUGCUCUCCGCGCUGCUGGUGCUGGCCGCCGCCAUGCCCGAACCCAAAGCUGACCCAGUGCCGGAGGCCAAGGCUGACCCCGGAUAUCUUGGCGGCUACGGCGGCUUUGGCGGCUACGGCGGCUAUGGCGGCUUCAGACGCUUCGGCGGCUAUGGCGGCUUCAGACGUUUCGGCGGCUAUGGCGGUUAUGGCGGAUAUGGCGGCUACGGUGGAUACGGUUACUACGGAUAAAGACAGAAGGAAAAAGAAAACUACACCAUCGGCAAAAUCGUCCCAUGAUUGUAACAAUCGUGAAUUGUUUUCAUAAUUGGCCAAUAAAUUGUGGAAGUGAU
Messenger RNA from Eriocheir sinensis (Chinese mitten crab), 379 nucleotides. RefSeq names its product neuropeptide-like protein 31. The record is from RefSeq and is a predicted model, not a curated record. Bases 27 to 278 code for a protein of 83 amino acids. NCBI's taxonomy places the organism in Eukaryota, Metazoa, Arthropoda, Malacostraca, Decapoda, Varunidae. The transcript has 3 exons.